AUGAGCAAUGCCAUCCGACAUGGUCAAAGAUUAUGUCGUCGUCAUUAUGGUUUACCUGCUUCAGCUAUUAGUAUGGGAUCUGAUCCCCGAAAAGAUAAAAAUGUACAACUGACUCCUUUGAGAGGCGUCAACGUCUUACACGAUCCCUUACUCUCAAAAGGUACGGCUUUUAGCUUGGCCGAGAGAGAACGUCUUUCAAUUCGUGGAUUGGUUCCUCCUCGCUGUCAAGAAAUGGAUAAACAGCUUUUACGAAUUAAACGUAAUUUGGAUGCUUUGGGCACACCGUUGGCCAAAUUUGUUUUCUUGACUGCCCUUCAGGAUCGUAACGAAACACUAUUUUACAAGCUAUUGAUAACCUACUUGGAUGAAUUAGCCAGUGUCAUUUAUACCCCUACAGUGGGCGAAGCAUGUUUAAUGUCACAUUCUAUAUAUCGUCGUCCCCGUGGUAUGUAUUUCUCGUCCCAAGAUAGAGGUGUUAUGUCCGCCAUGGUACACAACUGGCCCCAUGAUGAAGUUGAUGUCAUCGUCGUUACAGAUGGUUCUCGUGUAUUGGGCUUGGGUGAUUUAGGUGCCAAUGGUAUGCAGAUCCCCAUUGGUAAACUAAGUUUGUACGUUGCUGCAGGUGGUAUUCGUCCUCGUUCAGUCCUUCCUGUUGUUUUGGAUGUAGGUACCAGCAAUGAAAAACUCUUAAACGAUCCUUUAUAUCUUGGUAUGGGACAUCCUCGACUAGAAGGCGAUGAUUAUUACUCUUUUGUUGAUGAAUGGGUGACGGCUAUUCAAAGCAGAUGGCCCAAUGCACUUAUUCAAUUUGAGGAUUUCAAGUACCCUCAUGCUUACAACUUGUUGAACAAAUAUCAAGAUAAGAUUACUUGUUUCAAUGACGACAUCCAAUCUACUUCUGCUAUUACAUUAGCUGGUAUUUUGGCUUCUCUUAAAGCUCGUGGCCGCCCUGCGGAAGCCUUGAAUGAAGAACGUAUUGUUUGUGUUGGAGCAGGCUCCGCUGGUGUCGGUGUGUGUGAAGGCAUUAUCGAUGCUAUGGUAUCUCAAGGAAAGGUUAAAUCACGAGAAGAAGCCUAUUCACGUAUCUAUAUGUUGGAUCAACAUGGCCUUUUGGGCAACCCUGCGUUGGCUAGAGAUGAAGGGGAAGAGCAAUCCAUUGUAGGUCAUGGUGAGCGCCAAUUAGAUGAACGUCAACGUUGUUACGUUAAAGCCAAUUUAAGCGAUCGUUUAAGUCUUGAGCAAGUCAUUGAAAAAGUGAAGCCUACUGUUAUUUUGGGCUUGACCGGUGUUCCUGGUGUAUUUUCUGAAAAGGCUAUUCGUACUAUGGCAAAAUACCAAGAAAAACCCGUUGUCUUCCCUUUGAGUAAUCCUGAUACCCGUGCUGAAUGCACAGCUGAACAAGCUUUUAAAUGGACAGAUGGUCGCGCUAUCUUUGCUUCUGGUAGUCCUUUCGCUGAUGUUCCUUUACCUAGUGGUCGAAUUGGAAGAACCAAUCAAUGUAACAACUCUUAUAGUUUCCCCGGCCUCGGAUUGGGUGUCACUGUUUCAAGAGCCACUCGCGUAACCCCUAACAUGUUCUUGGAAACUGCCAAGACCAUUGCUAACAUGGCCACUCCUGACCAAUUGAAAGAAGGUACAUUAUUCCCUGGUGUUCGCCAAUUACGUGAUGUUGCUUUGGCUGUUGCUACACGUGUAUGCGAGGUUGCUUAUGAGGAAAAUGUCGCUACGGCACGUUUGAAAGAAGGCGAAAUUUUGACAGAUGUCGUCCAGAGUUCCAUGUUUGUUCCUGAAUAUGUUCCUUUGGUCCAUUCUCCCAACACUCAUUAA
This is a messenger RNA of Mycotypha africana, 1827 nucleotides long. RefSeq lists its product as uncharacterized. Gene Ontology annotation, cellular component: mitochondrion. Lineage: Eukaryota; Fungi; Mucoromycota; Mucoromycetes; Mucorales; Mycotyphaceae. The coding region runs from base 1 to 1827 and encodes 608 amino acids. Gene Ontology annotation, molecular function: NAD binding; malate dehydrogenase (decarboxylating) (NAD+) activity. Gene Ontology annotation, biological process: malate metabolic process; pyruvate metabolic process. The record is from RefSeq and is a predicted model, not a curated record. The transcript is spliced from 6 exons.